GAGAAAUAGAGCAAUCGGAUGCGGGGAUCAGAAACGGAGAUGGAGCAAUUCAUGAAAUCCAACAUAUCUUUAUUAAACUCACAACUGUACAGAGAUACGAAGAACAUUUUAAACAUCGUUCUGCUUUUACUACUCUUGAAUGAUGCAUGUGGUGCCAAGACAUAUAAAAGCAAAUCAGUCUCAGUGAAAGCUGGAGAAGACAUUGCUCUGCAUACUGGCGAGACUGAAAUACAGAGAGAUGACGACAUUGAGUGGACAUUCGGAAAGGAAGGCGAACUCAUAGCUGAAAUGAACAUAAAGCUCCAAAUCUUCGAAACGUAUGACGGCGACGAUGGACGAUUUGGUGACAGACUGGAGCUGGAUCGUCAGACCGGUUCUCUUAUCAUCAGAGAUGGCAGAAGCACAGAUUCUGGAGUUUAUACAAUGCAGAUCGUCAACAAAGGAGCAGCCAUUUACAGGAGAUUCUUCGUCAAUGUCACUUAUGCCCACGGUGCAAACGCACAGAAAACCAAAACGGUUUCAGCGUACGCUGGAGAAAGCGUCAAUCUGCUUUUUAAAACCGAAAGAAUCCCAAAAUCUCUACAGAGGGACGACGAAGUGCUGUGGACGUUCGGAAAGAAGCGCGUGCUCUUAGCCGAAAUCAAAGCAAAGCUCCAAAUCUUCGAAACGUAUGGCGGCGAUGGCGGGAAAUUUAAGGACAGGCUGUAUUUGGAUCGUCGGACCGGAUCUCUCACCAUCAGAGACGCCAGAAACACCGACUCUGGGGUUUACACAAUGCAGAUCAUCAACAAGGAGCAGCUACAUAUAAAAAAUACCACGUCGCCGUCUACGGAAAGACACCUCCCAAGAGAAAAGUAGAAAGAAAGCUUCCAACCCAACACACAGCACCUGCUUCAUCCUUCUUGCUCGCAGGACUGAUUGGAUUCGUCCUCUUCCUGUUUUUCACAUGUUUGCUUCAAUAAAAUGUAUUCUGUUCGAAUGUGCGUCCAAAGUGUACAAAUGAGCAAAGGACCCAAAAAUUGAAUUGUGCCUUUAACAAACUCUUUUAAGCUCUAAUAAUAGAUUUGACAGAACAAGAAGAUUAUUUUCUCUUUGCAGUUUGGCUUUAGGCGUAAGCAAAUGAGAAUGACGUUGUAAUAUUGUGUUUAAGUUAUAAUAUAUAAUACAGCAAAUCAAAUGCAAUCAGUCGUAUAAAAAAGUAGA
Molecule: messenger RNA, 1203 nt
Organism: Puntigrus tetrazona (Sumatra barb)
Lineage: Eukaryota; Metazoa; Chordata; Actinopteri; Cypriniformes; Cyprinidae
Exons: 5
Coding region: 19-858 (279 amino acids)
Source: RefSeq, a predicted model, not a curated record